GGUUGCUUCUUGACACCCAAUGAGGUUAUGUAAGAAAAAUAAUGGCGAAUGUAAAGAAUGAUAUAUUUUUGAGCUUUUCUCAAUCAUAAAGACCUCUAAUGUGCAACUGCGAGCAGUAAAGUGUGCAUGAACUAUUACUGAAGACAUUUCUUGGUGGAAAUUAGAUCCCAAGCUUACGAAAGCUGACGAAAUGGAAGAAUUUAUACCUCCACCCGAGGCCCCUGUUUUUCAACCGACUUUGGAAGAGUUUAAAGACCCUGUUGUAUACAUUUCUAAGAUAUGGCCUGUCGUUGUGAACACGGGUAUAUGCAAGAUACGACCUCCUGCGGGUUGGAAACCUCCCUUUGCUGUUGAUGUUGAGACAUUCACGUUCACUCCGCGGAUACAACCACUUAACGAGUUGGAGGCUAAAACUCGAGUCAAAUUGAACUUCCUUGAAAACCUUGCAAAGUUUUGGGAACUUCAGGGUAUUGUCUUCAAGAUACCCAAUGUUGACAGACAUCCUCUGGACCUCCAUGGACUGUUCAAGGUUGUGACUAGCAUGGGUGGCUAUGCUGAGGUGUGCAGACUGAGGAAAUGGGCCUCUGUCGCUAAAGAGCUCUCCUACUGUUAUGUGACUGUGUCUGGUUCACUCAAGGCCAACUACGAGCGUUAUCUCUACCCCUACGAACUAUUUGAGAUCAAGAACAACAAGCUUCAGGAGGAGACAGACUCUUCUGUUGGUGGUGGUACUGGUAGUGGUGGUGGUGAGGAGGUCCACCAGGUGCAGAGCCCCGUCCCACAGAGAAGCAGCGCUAACAGUGUCAAGUAUAAACUGAGACAGAAGAGAAGAAGGACGAGAUCAUCUGCUGAGGACCCAGUAGAUGCAGUGGAGUUGGACAUGACUAACCCAGAAUUCAAGAAGUUAGCCUUCACUGCCCCAGGGCCUAAGAACUCGUUUGCUCCAGUCAAACAGGACAAUUAUCGUCGAGUCAGCAAACAAAGAGAGCCACAGUGCACACUGAUUGUCAAGUCUGAGCCGAUUGUAACCAGCGACUGCACAUCAGCCCGGACCCAUCCACCCCUUGUACCAUCUCAACGGUACAUGUCGGCUCGUACUGACCCGCCCUCCAUGAGGAACAUUAGCUCUCCCGAUUCCAUUCCAAAUGGAACUGAAAUGGAACAUGACGGCUGUGCACCUACAGCUGAUUACACAGGAACGGUCAAUGUUAAAGUGGAACCGGGGUUAGAAUCUGGAAUGCAAUCUGAGGGUGGUUAUGUACCUGUACCUGUACCUGUACCUGAAGAUCAAUCUGUUCCGGCUUUUGUUGAGAGUUCAAAGGUCGAGAAGGAGCCAGAGUUGACUAGUAGGAGAGAGCGUGUGUUCCGGUGUCGACCUGAGUUGAGGGACGAUCCCAUUGAUGCUGUCAAGUGCGUGGUGUGUGGGAGUGGAGACUGUGACGAUGAGCUGUUACUGUGUGAUGGAUGUGAGAUCAGUUAUCACAUGUUUUGUCUAGAGCCUCCACUCAGUAUCCUGCCCCCGGGAGAUUGGCGCUGUCCCUGCUGCGUGGCCGAGGAGUGCAACAAGCCGCAGGAUGCGUUUGGUUUUGAACAGGCUGAGAAGCAGUACACACUGAGAACAUUUGGGGAGAUGGCCAACUCAUUCAAACAAGACUACUUUGGGAGAUCACCACACGAUGUACCCUACUCCGCUGUGGAGAGGGAGUUUUGGAGGCUGGUUAGCUCUAUUGAGGAUGAGGUUGUUGUUGAGUAUGGUGCUGAUCUACAUACUAGCAAGGUGGGCAGUGGUUUCCCAUGGGAGACUACAGUGUCCGGACCAGAACAAGCAAAGUAUGCCAACUCCUUGUGGAAUCUGAAUCGAAUACCCAAUGCUGACGGAUGUGUACUCAAAUACAUCGAUGCCGAUAUCUCUGGUAUGAAAGUUCCCUGGGCAUAUGUGGGGAUGUGUUUCUCGUGCUUCUGCUGGCAUAUUGAGGACCAUUGGAGUUACUCCAUCAACUACCUGCAUUGGGGAGAGCCCAAGACGUGGUACGGUGUGCCUAGUGCUUACGCUGAGUCUCUUGAGGCCACAAUGAAGGAACAAGCUCCAGAGUUGUUUGAGAACCAUCCUGACCUCAUGCACGAUCUGGUCACUACCCUCUCACCCAAUGUGCUCAUGAAGAAUGGAAUACCAGUGGUGAGGACGGACCAAUGUGCAGGAGAGUUUGUGGUGACCUUCCCCAGGGCCUAUCACGCCGGGUUCAACCAGGGCUUCAACUUUGCUGAGGCUGUCAACUUCUCUCUAGCUGACUGGAUCUCUAUGGGACGUGCCAGUAUAGACCACUACCAAUCUUUCAAUAGAACUCCAGUGUUCUCACACGAUGAACUUAUCUGUAAAAUGAUGGCCACUGCAUCGAACCUUGACCUUUGUCUCCUGGCCCCUACUUGUAAGGACGCUGCUUUUAUGGUCAAGAAAGAGAUGGACCUUAGGGAGUGCCUUGCUAGCAAGGGCUAUACUCGUGAACAACGGGAGCUAUUUGAGAUUGUGAAGGAUGAGGACAGACAGUGCUCAGUAUGCAACACCUACUGCUUCCUCUCGGCUGUCAAGUGCUUCUGUCAGCAACGGAAGCUGGCUUGUCCCCGUCACUUUGAGAGGCUAUGCGAGUGUCCACCCUCUCAAAAGGUGAUCAAGUAUCGCUACACCCUCCCUGAGUUGGAGGGCAUGCUCUCCUCACUGGCGGCACAGGCAGCUGCGUACACCUCGUGGGUGGACAGGGUGGAGGCUGUCCUGGACUCUCCUGACAGCAGCAAGACUGAGCUCCAAGUGUUGAAGGACUUGUUAGCUGAGGCCACUAGUCGAGGCUUCACAAGCAGCGAGAUCUAUGAUGAACUCACAGUCACGCUACAAGAUGUUCAGAAGUGCAUUGACACAGCUGCACAGAUUGUGAGUGGUCGGCUUAGAGGGAAAGGAGCUGGGGGAAAGAUGGUGGACGUGGGUGGACUGAAGAGCUUCCUACAGGAGGUGCAAGCAUUGCCUUGUCAUCUGCCACAGGCCAACGCUCUCAGGGCUAAGCUGGCAGAUAUUGAGGCCUACCAACGUGAGGCAGGGUCGGCACUGGUGGAUGAGACCACUCCUGACUCAGCCUAUUUAGAAGAGCUGAUCAAGAGAGGAGAAACCUUUGAAGUGUUUGUGCCUGAGAUCAAAGCUCUCAAAGUGGCUCUGCAACAAAGCACUUGGAUGAGCGAGACCAUUACUCGACUGGAGGGGGACAGACUCACUAUCGACACACUCAAGACUAUGGUCAAACUGGGCUCCAAUCUCUCUCGUGGUUCAGCCUCUGUAGAGGCCACUCUAGCUAGAGUCAGGGGGCUGUUAGCUACUGCCCUGGACUGGGACCAUAAGGCCAAGGAGGCACUCAAGCAAAAACCUCCUCGUCCAGUGGAGUACUUCACCUCUCUACUUGAGGAAGCCGAUACCAUCCCAGUUGUGCUCCAAGUAAAGAACACCAUCAGUGAAGCCCUCAUCAAAGCUGACAACUGGGGUGCAGAAGCUAGGAACUUAGUGGAGUGCGAUGGUCACCCACAGUACAACAUCCUGAAGGCUCUACUGGAGAUCGGUCGCUCCCUACCGGUCAAACUGGAACCAAUACCACAGCUAGAGUCAUGUUACAAUGCCGCCAAGACGUGGUUCGAUAGAGCCUCCAGAGCGUUCGUAAAGAAAGGCUCCCCACAAUCACUGCUUGAGGUUUUACUCCCUCGAAACAAGGCUAGUUGCUCCCUCCGACACGUGAACAAGGGUAUCAGAAAAAGAGUAGAGACGGAGUUUACCGAUUGUGACAACCCACUAACUGAUGUGCUGGGGGACCGUGAGAAAGAGAUUAGCAAGAUCCACGAAAUCGAAGACAUGGAAAAAACGUUUAUCAUAGAAGUUCGGAACGAAAAUACCCAAAAAAUGGAGCAGGACGAAGCUACAAAAGGGGGGAAAUCGAGUGCGCCACCCGUUGUAUAUUGUUUCUGUCAAAAACCAGAGUCUGGCUAUAUGCUCCAGUGUGAACUUUGUCAUGAAUGGUACCACGGCACGUGUCUACGACUACCAAAAGGCAGGCAAGGCACGGAGAGCAAGUGGACACGAUUCUUGUGCUCGUACUGUCAACGUACACGCAGACCUCGACUGGAUACAAUCGUCUCGCUGCUUAUUGCACUACAAAAAGUGCCUGUUGCAUUCACAGAAGGUAUAGCUCUUCAGUGCCUUGCAGAGAGAGCUAUUGCUUGGCAAAAGAGGGCUAGACAGAGCAUUGCGAAUAUAACAAUGUCAAUCGAGGCUUCAAGGACACAGCAGAAACGAAUUCAAGAGAUCAAAGGGCAUAUUUGUAAAUGGAGGAAUGAAGCGAAGUCUGAGCAGACAGGACCUACUGAUAGCAUCCAGGCACAACAAUUGGCCAGCUCAGCAGGCUCUGUCCUGAUCCACUACGAGACUGAGCUGGAGAGACUAACAGCCAAGUAUGCCGGUCUGAACUCAGUUAAACGUUCCACCCUAGACACGCUACUCAUGGAGGGAGACUUGUUGGAAGUCAAUAUGGAUGAGGUGCAGCAACUGUGGCAACUCCUGCAACAAGACGCUCACUUGCUGUCUGCAUUUCAGAAGAAAGGAAACAUGGAAAUUGAGCCAUCUGCGGCAGAGGAACAAGACAAGCGAAGACGUCGAAAGAGAAAAGAACUCUCUCCAGCCCUCAGUACGAGCAGCACCACCUCCUCAGAUGCUAAACCACCAGGGAUCAAGAAAUUGAGACGAAAACCACCAAAAAACAAUCCUAAAUCUAUCAGAAAAUCCAGAGCCCAGUCUGCAGGCAGUGCUAGCUCUAACGAUGGUCUCGAGUGCAGUGAGGAUGUCGAGGAGGAAGAAGGUGAAUGUUCCGCUACAAAAUGUCGACAGCCGGUGGCCGAGGAAAUAUCGUGGGUGCAGUGUGAUUCUUGUCAGGGAUGGUUUCACUGCCUAUGCGUGGGAGUCACAAAAGAAGUGGCUGAAAAGAUCGAGAGCUAUUGUUGUAUCACUUGCAAGAGUGGAUCCAUUCUGAAAUCGACACUUCAAAAUAGCAUCAGCGUUACUACUAGCCCUGGGAAACGAAGGGGUAUGCUGGAACUACAACGAGCACUCCAAAACACUCUAUCAAAUUCAAAGACUUGAAUAUUACAAUUAUGUGUGUCUGUCAUGUGUACUCGCCAGAAAACUUAAUUCCACAUCUGUCUAUAUUCUCACUCGAUCAUUACGUUUAAUCUUUGAAAUCACUCUAAUUAUUGUCGCUCCUUAUUACCUUUUAUAACUGUCACAAUUACUUAUUGUGUACGUCUUCUCAAUUGGACAAUAUUAUUUUAUUGCUUCCAAAAUCCUGGAAAAUAAUUAAGAAAGUGAUAUAAUUCUGA
Molecule: messenger RNA, 5400 nt
Organism: Halichondria panicea
Lineage: Eukaryota; Metazoa; Porifera; Demospongiae; Suberitida; Halichondriidae
Product: lysine-specific demethylase 5B-B-like
Exons: 26
Coding region: 191-5164 (1657 amino acids)
Biological process (GO): chromatin remodeling; regulation of DNA-templated transcription
Cellular component (GO): chromatin; nucleus
Molecular function (GO): DNA binding; histone H3K4me/H3K4me2/H3K4me3 demethylase activity
Source: RefSeq, a predicted model, not a curated record